AUGACCCGGGGCUGCCCAAAGCUGGCGCCCCUGCAGCCCUUGCCGCCCCUGCAGCCGAUGCAGCUGCAGACUCCACCUGCUGUUGCUGUCACCGCUGCCACCUCUGCUGCUGCCCGCUGCCGCCUGCCACCGACUGCCACCGCCUGCCUGCUGCUGCCUGCCGCCGCUGCCCACCACUGCUGCCACCGCCGCCUGCCACCGCUUCCCUGCGGCCGCCACCAGUCAGUACUAGCCCUGCCGUCUGCCACUGCCGCCCCUGCUGCCGCUUACCUCUGCCUGCCGCCGCCACCUACCUUCUGCCACCCACCGCCCUUGCCUGCGCCUACAGCCUGCUGCCCGACGGCAUCCGUGUCCGCCUGCGUGCCACCGCCGUCUGCUGCCGCAGCCUGGCUCCACCGGGCCCAGCUACCUAACCCCGAGAAUGCAUGCCAACGCUGCCUGCCUACCCCAACCGCUGCCGGCACCGCCUGCCUACCGCUGCCACCUGCCAAUCGCCACAACGGCCGCCUGCCUAAUGCUGCUCCUGCACCUGCUACCUCUUACCUGCUGCCACUACCUGCCUACCGCUGGCGCCAGCAGCGCACUGCCCCCACUGCCUGCCUCCGCUGCAGCCUGCCUCCUCCUGCCACCUUCCCCCGCCACCUGCCUCCGCUGUCUCCUGUGGCUUCCUGCCACUGCCGCCUGACACCGCUGCCGCCGCUUCCUGUUGCCGCCUGCCUGACGCUUGCCGGGGCUUGCCUGCCUGCCGCCCCAGCUGCCUGCGUCCCACCGCUUCCUGCCGCCGCCGCCUGCUACCUCCUCGCACCGCUCGCCUCCCUUACUUGUGGCUGCCUGCCAGCCACUGCUUACCACAGCCUGCCCCCGCUGCCACCUGCUGCCACUGCCGCCUGCCUUCGCUUCCUGCCGGGGCUGCCUGCUACUACCUACCACCACCGCCUGUCUGCCAACCCUGCCUGCCGCCGCCCGCCAUCCUUGCCUGUGUCUCCCUGCCUCCGCCUGCCUGCCCGCACCCCCUGCCGCCGCUUACCGCUGCCUACCGCCGCACCCUGCCGCCACCACCACCACCACCUGCCUACCGCGGCCGCUUGCAGCCCGCUGCCGACGUUGCCUGCCACCGCCUGUCUGCCCCCACUGCCCACUGCCCGCCACAGCCCACUGCCGCUUCCUUACCACCGCCCGCCACCGCACUCCGCCACCACCGCAUGCCUACUACUGCCGCCUCCCAACAGCUGCAAUUCCCGCCUUCCUAACACUGCUGCCUGCGGCCACCACCUGUCCCCGCCACCCGCCUGCCACUGCUUCCUGCCACCACCGCCUGUUGCCAUCUGCGGCUACUGCCACCCGCCUCCGCUGCCUAACCUCGACGAUGCCUUCCAAUGUUGCCUGCCUACCGCCGCCACCUGCUGCCGCUGCCCCCUGCAGCCCGCUUGCCCCCACCGCCUGCCGCUGCCGCCUGACGCCGCUGCCGUCUGCUGCCCUCACUGCUUGCCGCCGCUGCGGCCCGCCUCCCCCUGCCACCUGCCCCUGCCGCCUGCCGCCGCGUUCUGCCACCGCUUACGGCCGGCUGCGACUAUCAGCCGCCGCUUCCUGCCUGGCCCCUGCUGCCUGCAGCCCGCCACGGCCUGCUGCUGCUUACCUACCACCGCCUGCUGCCACUUACCACUACCCGCCACGGCAGCCCACUGCCACCACAUGCCUACCGUUGCCGCCUACCUAACGCUGCUGCCUGGCCCUGCCACCUGCCGCCGCUUCCUCCCGCCGCUUACCACUGCCUGCCCCCGUCUGCCACCUCUUGCCACCGCCGCCCCCUGCCUGCCCCUAGCCGGGGCCUGCCGGCCGCCACUACCUGCCCCCACCACCUGCCCGCCGCCGCUUCCUGCCGCCACUGCCCGUUGCCACCUGCGGCUACUGCGUUCCCCCAGUGCUGCAGGCUGCCUGCAACUGUCUGCCACCUGCCUGCCGCAGCCUGCCUGCCCCCGCCCCCUGCCGCCGCCGCCGCCUGCUACCUCCGUCCACCGCCCGCCGCCCUUGCCUGCCUGCCGCCGCCGCCUGCCUACCUGCCGCUUCUUACCCAAGCCCGCCACCGCUUCCUGCCGCCGCCUGCAAUCACCUACCGCCGCCGCCCACCACACUUGCCUGCCGCUACCUGCCUCCCUGCCCCCACCGCUUACUGCCGCCCCCUGCCUCCACUGCCUCCAACACCUCCCGCUGCCACAUACUGACCCCCACUAA
Messenger RNA from Mirounga angustirostris (Northern elephant seal), 2232 nucleotides. RefSeq lists its product as uncharacterized. The record is from RefSeq and is a predicted model, not a curated record. The coding region runs from base 1 to 2232 and encodes 743 amino acids. Lineage: Eukaryota; Metazoa; Chordata; Mammalia; Carnivora; Phocidae. The transcript has 2 exons.